AUGCGCAACAUAAAAGCAACAUCGGAAGUGCCACAUCACCCUUCUCCAGACCUGAGUGAAACAGCACCUUUCCUACCACGAGCGAUACUUUCUUAUUCCUAUAAAUUUCCACUCCGUGAUGAUGGUUCAUUAGUUGCUUUCAGUGAGAAAUACAGAAAUCGAGGAGAAAAGAUAGUGAAAGCUGAGGAUCUUACUCAAAUGCUUUAUCCCAGAUCAAAGUUUUCCAAUGUAGAAGACAAAAUAAAGCAAUAUAUUGGCGUUCGAGAUACGCCAUUUUGGCGAGAUGCACCAUUACAUCACAUGUUGGAUAUGAACACAGAUCUUGACGGAGCGAUGACUGCAUGGAUGGCAGAGCCAGCAUUCACGAAGACCUCGUACAUCGGAGAACAAGAUGGAAAUCAUGAUUUCUAUGGGACAAUAAUCAAGCAAUUUUAUGAGCCAUUCGAACAAACUGGAAUGACUACUAUUUUCUAUAAAGUAUCUGGGAGAAAUUUCACUUCAAUGCCAACUCAAUGGAUUCUGGACCGAGGAAAGCCAGCGGCAAAUACAUUUCUGUCUGAUGUCAUCAACAAUAUGGCGAGGUUAAACGCUGAGUCAAAAACUGCCGCCCUUACUGCAAUCCCACAACUUAUCGGACGAGAUACAGGAGUAUUCACCUACAGCGGUUUAGAAGGUUUUCUUUUGAAACCUGAAGGGAAACUCAUGAUAAACUCAUACGUUGAUUCAUUGUCGUCUCUUUCGCGAGCUGAUAUCCAGCCGUGGUCCACACUUGUUUGCGCAGUUCUCGUCGACAAUGAAGCAAGAAGUUCGGGUGUUAUAAUGAAUUUGGACUAUUUAGUUAAUGGGAUAAGAGAAUUCAAAUACUCUGAUAUUAAAGUGAUGAGCCUUGAAGGGAAAAAACCCAUCACAGAGAAAGAUCCAAUUCCAAUACUUGAUUUAGGCACAAAUUUAAAGAUUGACAUCAGUUGGGAUGACUGGUCAUGUUGUUCAGCAUGUUGUUGUUCUGGAAUUCUUUGUGGAAAAUUUUAUACACCUGAUAGAAAAUGUGCAUUGUUAUCGUCCUAUAAGAUUCGCAAAGGAUAUUUGUCGCUAAUGAAGAUCAAACCAGAUAAGCCGAUUUAUCCAUGGGAUUCAAAGCCGGUCAGCUCCGACUUUCAAACUAUGAUGUCCAUAAGUCCAUACAAAGAACGUGGUAUCGCAUUGUGGUCCACAAUUUGGGAGAGCAUGGAAAGUCUACAGGAUGUGAAACGAUAUAAAGAGGACCUCUACUACAAAGCUUUCAAAGAUGUACUGAACACCACCAGACCACAAAUACCAGAUCAUCCAGGAUUUUACAUUGAUGAAAUACCUUGUAGUGAGGAAAAGUACGAUUGCGCUAAACUAGCAGAAUGUCGAAAAAUCAAUAUAAAGUCAAAAAUCGACGAGGAAUUAGAGGGGGAAGCGGAUCCGUGCGUUGAAUACGAGCCUGAGAUUGAGACAAUUUUUAUCGAACACGAACAUACAGACAUUGAGAUGGUUCCUGGACGGAGUUACCGUAUUCGUAUAAGAGAAGAGUUGUUUGCCACUGAUGCUACAAGGGUAAGUUGGCGAGUAUCGUCACGCCCUCCGGGGCGGUACGACACGUCCCGAGCUUGCCUUGAACAAGGAAUAGUGCAUCUGAAAAGCGGCGAUCUACUACUCACGACUUUAACGUCACGUGAUGUGAAGCGGCGUCUGGAAGCAACUUUGCCGGAUGGAAGGAAAAUUAACAUCCAGUUACAUAAUGCUAGCAUUCGACUUGGCCUGGGUGACGAUAGUGGAAAAGUUAUCACCUGGGGAAUUAUUAUCAUAGUGUUUCUUGUAUUAUUGUACGCUUUUGUCAAAGUGACAUCUAACCGAAGAAGAGCACGAACCCAACAAAUCCUGGUGAACAGAAUGAAGAAACGAUUGCGAGCAGAAGGAAAAUUACAGUAG
Molecule: messenger RNA, 1953 nt
Organism: Necator americanus (New World hookworm)
Lineage: Eukaryota; Metazoa; Nematoda; Chromadorea; Rhabditida; Ancylostomatidae
Exons: 20
Coding region: 1-1953 (650 amino acids)
Source: RefSeq, a predicted model, not a curated record